Messenger RNA from Nannizzia gypsea CBS 118893, 1506 nucleotides. RefSeq names its product trichodiene oxygenase. Bases 1 to 1506 code for a protein of 501 amino acids. Gene Ontology annotation, molecular function: heme binding; oxidoreductase activity, acting on paired donors, with incorporation or reduction of molecular oxygen; monooxygenase activity. NCBI's taxonomy places the organism in Eukaryota, Fungi, Ascomycota, Eurotiomycetes, Onygenales, Arthrodermataceae. The record is from RefSeq and is a predicted model, not a curated record. The transcript has 5 exons.
AUGGAGAUGAACAUUAGUUGGCUUGCGUUUGUCGGAGCAGUGAUUGCAUACUAUGGAACUCUAAUCUUCUACCGGCUGUUCCUCCACCCUUUGGCACGAUUCCCCGGCCCUAAAAUAGCAGCUAUUUCGCGCUGGUAUGAGGCUUACUAUGAUGUUGUUCUUGGUGGCCAGUAUACAGCGAAGAUUGCUGAAUUACACAAGAAAUACGGACCCAUUAUUCGUAUUAGUCCCUACGAGCUACAUGUCAUUGAUCCAGUAUUUUUCGAAAAGCUUUAUCGCUCGGAUGGACGUUGGGACAAGUAUUCCUGGACAUAUGAUGCCUUUGGAGCCAAGACGUCAACUAUAUUCGGCGCAGAUCAUUAUGCCCAUAAAGCCCGCCGUCGCGCCAUUGCUCCCUUUUUCUCAAAAUCAAACAUUGUUGCUCGACAUGAUCUGCUGCAUAAAAAUAUUAAGAAACUUUCCCAGCGCAUUGCGUCGCUUGAAGGAGCCACCUUUAACUUAGGGGCAGCCAUCAGUGCCUUUGCUCGAGACAAUGCCAACGAGCUCAUUGUCGGUAAGUAUUACAAUGAGCUUGACGUGGAAGACUUUGGAAUCGGAUUGUCUCUCGCGUCACAAGGUGCUGGUGUCUUUUGGCGCACGACCAAGCAUAUACGCUGGUUCGGGCCCUCUAUGAGGGCGAUGCCAAUUGAAUGGGCCAAAAAGAUGGCAGAUAAACACACCCAGUCGUUCCUUCGUUAUCUUCAGCAGCAAUCUGAACAAGAUACACGAGCCACAUUGACCGCAGCAACGUCUACUUCACCCGAUGAUAUCACCAAGGGCACUUUGAUAUACGCAAUUGCUAACUCUGAUCUCACGCCAGCUGACAAAACGUUUGAUCGAGUUUUUGAAGAAGUGGCCACCGUUACCGGUGCAGGUUUUGAAACAAUUUCAAACACUUUAAGACUCAUCCUAUACCAUGUCUACAGUAAGGAUGAAAUUCUUCAAAAGCUCAGAGAUGAAAUCAAUGCAGCCUCGACCCAACACCACAGGCCUCUAACUUUACAGGAUCUGGAACAACUUCCUUAUCUCACUGCUGUUUUGACAGAAGGCUUGCGACUAAGUCCUGGAGUUGGCUCUCGAGCGGCACGCAUUACGGACCAGGACCUUUUCUAUGAGCACUGGCGUAUUCCUGCCGGAACCCCCGUUGGAAUGACAACAAUACUAAUGCACACCGAUGAAAAGUUGUAUCCUGAUCCAAUGACCUUCAAUCCCAAUAGGUGGAUGGAUGCAACAGCAAAAAGGUCUACCACAACAUUCGCCCCAUUUUCACGAGGAACGAGAAUAUGUCUCGGCAUGCAUCUUGCAUGGGCUGAAAUGUACUUGCUCCUUGCUGCUCUAGUUCAGAGAUUUGAUUUCAAGAUCAAGGAUGCUACGGCUGGUGAUUUUGCGUUCAGCAAGGAUAAUUUUGGCAUCGGCACCAAGGCUACUUGUAAUCUCAUGGUUCAUGUUGGAUUACGCAAAGUCUGA